UGUUAUUGGUAGUGAUAGUGGCAGUAUGAAUGCAAGUGCAGAGAACAGCAACAAGAAUCAGAAUCGCGUCUGAGAGAAGAGAAAGCGAAAAUGAGCGGAACGACGAAAAAAGUGGCGGAUGUAGCAUUCAAAGCCGGUCGGAGCAUUGAUUGGGAAGGGAUGGCUAAGCUUCUUGUAUCCGAUGAAGCUCGCCGUGAAUUCUCCAAUCUUCGUCGCGCUUUUGACGAUGUUAAUUCACAACUCCAAACAAAGUUCAGCCAGGAGCCUGAGCCCAUUGACUGGGAUUAUUAUAGAAAAGGAAUUGGCACACGUUUGGUGGAUAUGUACAAGGAGCAUUAUGAGAGCAUUGAGAUCCCCAAGUUUGUUGACACAGUAACUCCUCAAUAUAAGCCCAAAUUUGAGGCACUGUUGAUCGAGCUUAAAGAAGCAGAAGAGAAAUCUCUGAAGGAGUCUGAGCGUUUGGAAAAGGAAAUUGCUGAUGUACAAGAGUUAAAGAAAAAACUUAGUACCAUGACUGCGGAUGAGUACUUUGCCAAGCAUCCUGAACUGAAGCAGAAAUUUGAUGAUGAGAUUAGGAAUGAUAACUGGGGUUAUUGAUUUCCAGAACUUCAAGGUGUAGCAAGACAUCCGAAGUUGAUGUUUUCCUUGCUGGUUUAAUAAAUAAUAACUACAUUAUUUUUUUGUAACUUGGUUCCUCUUUCAGUUUAAAAGGUUUUUCACAUUUCCAUUUUCUAUGUUUAAUUUUAUGGUGUUGCAAUUGUCGUUUAAAAACUGUUGUCUAUGGUUUCAGUUCAGACACCCAUUUUCAGGAAAAUGUUUUGCGAUUUUGUUAAUAAAUUAUGUUUAUCUGGUAAAUAAAUA
Cicer arietinum (chickpea) is the source of this 861-nucleotide messenger RNA. Its product is annotated as ATP synthase subunit d, mitochondrial. The record is from RefSeq and is a predicted model, not a curated record. Gene Ontology annotation, biological process: proton motive force-driven ATP synthesis. Lineage: Eukaryota; Viridiplantae; Streptophyta; Magnoliopsida; Fabales; Fabaceae. Gene Ontology annotation, molecular function: proton transmembrane transporter activity.